UUCAGUCCCCAUCUGGGAUAAGAAAUGGCCAGUAAAGGUGUUUCAACAAUUUUUAGAUCUAAGACAAAUUUUUAUGUUUGGUAACUUGUAAUGUAAUGCAAUCAAAUGUGUAAUGUAAUGAGAUGAUUUAUUACAUUUUUUUUUCCUUCAAAUCUUGAAGUAAAGUGAUGGAGGUCUUGACAAAGUUUCUCUUUAUAAGUCACUAUAAUUUUCAAAACAAUUUACUAUGGUCCCUAAAUUUUAUUUUUAUUCACAAAUUUCCUUAUUUAAUUUUUGUUGUUCCUUGUAUUCUAUAUAUAAGAUGCAGCAAAGCAAGAGCAAUAUAAAACUCAGAAGAUUCUCCUGCCAGCUUUCAAAUCCUUUAAUUCCGUCUCUCGUGUAAUUGAUCAUGAACUACUGGAAGGCUUUCCAAUAAAAUAUGUAGAGCACACAGGGCGUACACAGAUAAAUCCUAGCAAAUGAUUAGGACAUGCAUGCACACAAGUCAACAGAGAAGCCUUAAAAUACACAAAUCCACCUCUUUCUUAGUGUUCAAAUUCUAUUAUCCUCCAAAACUUUAGCUGUUCAGUGGAUUAAAGCACAAGUUUCCCAUUGGAUUAGAAUCCCAUCAAUGUAGUGGGAUUAGGUUAGGUUAGCUGUUAAUUAACAGAUUACGCGUGACCUUUUAUAUAUUUCUUAACAUUUUCCAAUCAUCCUCCCUUUCUUUUGUUUGUGUUAAAUUAGCUAGCUUUUGUUUGUUAUGUAAAUGACAACAUGGCUAUACAAAGUGAUCAUCGUGCAACAUCUGAAGGAAUCCUAGAGAAUGUUUGGGCAAGCUACAUUGGAGAACAUAGAGGAGACAAAGUAACAAGCCAUGACGAACAAGAAGAGUUUAAAUCAUCGCAGGAAUUGCCUAGUCUUGAUAGUAGAGAUGGGUCAAAGGAGGUUCUCGAAAGGCUACCAAGUCUAGGCAGAUGGAUAUCGAUGGGUACAGAGUCCUGGGAGGGACUUCUUGAUGGAAUCAUUCCUGAAAUAAACUAUAAAGAACUUACUUCCAAUGAUAGAGAAGAAAACAAAGGCCCCAGCAGCCUAAGCUCAGAAGAGAAUACUGUGAAAACAGAGAAAGUGACUACCAGACACUACCGGGGAGUAAGGAGGCGGCCUUGGGGCAAGUAUGCAGCAGAGAUAAGGGACUCUUCGAGAAAAGGAGCUCGAGUCUGGCUUGGAACUUUUAAAACAGCUGAAGAAGCAGCUUUGGCUUAUGAUAAGGCUGCUUUGAGAAUUAGAGGCCCCAAGACAUACCUCAACUUCCCACUUGAAACAGUAGCCAAGGCAAUGGGCAUUGACUGCUCCGAAAAUGACUACAGUGUUUCAUCUACCACAACUUCACAAGGGUAUGACACGUCUUGCAUAAUUCUGGGAAGCGGUGACAAAGUUUCAGUGGUCCCUAGAAGAAGGGUAUCAAGAGAUUGGGAAGUGAACAAUGAUUUGAUAAUUAUGGAACAACCUGGACUUCAGAGAAUGGCUUGCGUAGAAGAAUUGUCUGUGGAUGAUUUCGACGUGGUAGAAUUUCAGGACCUGGGGAGUGACUACCUGGACAGUUUGUUUUCCUCUUUCUAGAUGGAUAAAUUAGCCAUUUAUUUUGUUUUAUAUUCAAUCUCGUCAUAAUUCCUUAGAUAUGGAAUAUGUGGCAUCGCUUUUUUUCCCUGUCAUUUCUUUUGUUUUAUUCAAUCUCGUCAUAAUUCUUAGAUAUGGAAUAUGUGGCAUCGCAUUUUUUCCCUCUUAAGUGUGUAAUUAAUGUCCCCGUUAUACCACAACCAUUGUCUUGGAUUGAGCCCCAGAAAGUGUAGGAAUAUUUUAGAGGCGGCUUCUACGGGUAAUUCAAGAGGUAGCUCUCAUCCUGUACAAAGGUAGAGCAUUUUGUUCCGUAAGGGACAUGGUUCCCACACAUGGCUAGGCUCAGCUUUAAUAUCAUUUAUAAUGCACCCAAACUCGAGGGAGAGGUUUGGUGCUUAAAUGAAUAGCUUCUAUGUCUACAAGUAUAGCACUAAUAAGGCCUCUUAUCCUCAUAUCCCAUAAAAAAAAUAUUCCUUGUUGAACAUAUUUAACCAUACCUUUUAUCUACCCAAUCUCCCAAUAAUGUUUAGAUGUGAGAUAUAGGACAUGACAUUUUUCUACCUUCUUAAGUUUGUCAUGUCCCCAUCGCACUACAAUCAUAGUCCAUGAUCGAGCCCUGAACACUGUAGGAUUCUAGAGGCGGCUGCUUUGGGUUCAAGAGGUGUCUUCCACCCUGUACGAAGAUGUAGCACUCUGUCUCGCUUAGGUCUUAAUUAGUUGCCACAGUAAACUAGGGAUGGCUUUGAUACCAUUUAUAAUGCCUUAUACCUGAGGAAGGAGCUUGAUGCACAAAUGAACAGCUUGUUGCUUAUAGGUUCAUUAGCCAUACGUUCUAUCUUUUUUAAUCUUCCUAUAAUGUGUGUGGCAUGGGACAUUUCGAUAAACUUUGGUCUUGAAAAUGGAUAAGAGUAAACUAAGAAAAGAUAAAAACGAGUCACAGGAGGGAAAGCUAUUUUACC
Molecule: messenger RNA, 2555 nt
Organism: Populus euphratica (Euphrates poplar)
Lineage: Eukaryota; Viridiplantae; Streptophyta; Magnoliopsida; Malpighiales; Salicaceae
Product: Integrase-type DNA-binding superfamily protein
Exons: 1
Coding region: 754-1599 (281 amino acids)
Biological process (GO): ethylene-activated signaling pathway; regulation of DNA-templated transcription
Molecular function (GO): DNA binding; DNA-binding transcription factor activity
Source: RefSeq, a predicted model, not a curated record